Molecule: messenger RNA, 5043 nt
Organism: Cyclopterus lumpus (lumpfish)
Lineage: Eukaryota; Metazoa; Chordata; Actinopteri; Perciformes; Cyclopteridae
Gene: slc4a5b
Product: solute carrier family 4 member 5b
Biological process (GO): transmembrane transport; regulation of intracellular pH; bicarbonate transport
Cellular component (GO): plasma membrane
Molecular function (GO): monoatomic anion transmembrane transporter activity; sodium:bicarbonate symporter activity; solute:inorganic anion antiporter activity
Source: RefSeq, a predicted model, not a curated record
AUGGACCACCACGACUGGCAGCGUGGGAGGAGCAGAGGUCACCGGCGCUGCGAGGACGAGGACGAGGCCCAGCCGGUCUACAUCGGGGUCCCGGCCUCCCACCGGCGGAAGAGGCGUCGGCAUCACUCCAGCGCCAGCGACGCGGAGCGCGACUCUCGUCACUCGCACUACGACCACCACACGCACCGCGGCUACGACCACGACCGGGACGACCACGACCGGGACGACCACGACCGGGACGACCACGACCGGGACGACUACGGCGACGACGAGGGCAGCGCGGAGCGCCACGAGCACGCCGACCCGUCGGUGUCCCCGGCAGCGGAGCGCCUGCGCCACAUCCUAUCGGAGGAUGACAGCAGGCCGACGCCCACCAUCUUCACCGAGAUGGACACGCUGCAGCACGAGGGGGGGGAGCUGGAGUGGAAGGAGUCUGCUAGGUGGGUGAAGUUCGAGGAGAAGGUGGAGGAGGGAGGGGAGCGGUGGAGCAAGCCCCACGUCUCCACGCUGACCCUCCACAGCCUGUUUGAGCUGCGGACCUGCCUGCAGACGGGCAGCAUCAUGCUGGACCUGGAGGGCUACUCGCUGCCACAGAUCGUGGAUGAUAUCGUGGAUCGGCAGAUAGCCGACGGUCUGAUUCUCCCGGACCUGAAGGAGAAGAUCAGCUUCGUGCUGCUCAGGAAGCACCGUCACCAGACCAGGAAGCCCAUCCACCGCUCGCUGGCCGACAUCGGGAAGUCCUCCAACGCCGCGUCCAACCGUAGUCCUCAAGUUAACCUGAGUCAUAGCACUAGUUCAGCUUCUGGGACCCACCACUCCACAGAAGACCUGCACUCAAGGCAGUCCAGCAGCCUUAGCCGUCUGCAUCCCGCUCAGAGUCGCAGCAUGAACGACAUCUCAGACACGCCGAGCACCGACCAGCUCCAAAACAAGUUCAUGAAGAAGAUUCCCCGCGAUGCCGAGGCCUCCAACGUCCUGAUCGGCGAGGUGGACUUCCUGGACAAGCCCUUCGUGUCCUUUGUGCGUUUGGCUCAGGCCACGACGCUGGGGGGCCUCACCGAGGUGCCGGUCCCGACCAGGUUUCUCUUCAUCCUGUUGGGCCCACACGGCAAAACCAAGUCCUACAAUGAGAUCGGCAGAGCUAUCGCUACGCUCAUGGUGGACGACCUGUUCAGCGACGUCGCCUACAAAGCCCGAGACCGUGAAGACCUGAUCGCCGGAGUGGACGAGUUCCUGGACGAGGUGAUCGUCCUCCCGCCGGGGGAAUGGGACCCCAAGAUACGCAUCGAACCCCCCAAGAAGGUUCCAUCGGCAGAAAUGAGGAAGUCGGUGCUGAACCUGAACGAGCUUCGGUCAAAUGACGGCUCGGCCGGCGCCGCCGCUGGAGGAGAAGACGAAGAGUUCCCCGCUCCACACGAGCUGGGAGAGGAGCUGAAGUUCACCGGGAGGUUCGGAGGCGGCUUGUGGCUCGACAUCAAGCGUAAGAUCCCGUGGUUCUGCAGCGACAUCUACGACGGCUUCCACAUCCAGUCCAUCUCCGCCGUGCUCUUCAUCUACUUGGGCUGCAUCACCAAUGCCAUCACCUUCGGAGGCCUGCUGGGGGACGCCACCGACAACUACCAGGGAGUGAUGGAGAGUUUCCUCGGCACGGCUCUAGCCGGGACGGUCUUCUGCGUCUUCGGCGGGCAGCCGCUCAUCAUCCUCAGUUCAACGGGACCCAUUCUCAUCUUUGAGAAACUGCUUUAUGAAUUCAGCAAGAGCAACCAGAUCGACUACAUGGAGCUGCGUCUGUGGAUCGGCCUCCACUCGUGCCUCCAGUGCUUCGUGCUCGUCCUCUCGGACGCCAGCUACAUCAUCAAGUACAUGACCCGCUUCACGGAGGAGGGCUUCUCCAGCCUCAUCUCCUUCAUCUUCAUCUCGGACGCCAUCAAGAAGAUGGUCGGAGCCUGGAAGUAUUACCCAAUCAACCGCGGCUUCAAGCCGGACUACGUCACCUCCUACAGGUGUGAAUGCGUCGCACCGGACCAGGCAUCUGCUCUGGGCUUCAAUGUCUCAGCUCCACUCGGAGACGACAACAUGACUCUGCUGUUCAACCUGACCGGCCUGGACUGGAGUCAGCUGAGUAAGAAGGAGUGUGUGAAGUACGGCGGCCUGCUGGCGGGCAACUCCUGUAAGUACGUCCCCGACCUGGCGCUCAUGUCCUUCAUCCUCUUCUUCGGGACCUACUCCAUGACGGUUUCCCUCAAGAAGUUCAAGUUCAGCCGCUACUUCCCCACCAAGUUCCGGUCUCUGGUCAGUGACUUUUCCAUCAUGAUCUCCAUCCUGGUCUUCUGUGGUCUGGACCUCCUUCUGGAGCUGGACACCCCCAAGCUGCACGUGCCCACAGAGAUCAAGCUGAGGAAGCUAAUCAGUGAUUUCUCCAUCUUCAUGUCAAUCAUGUCCUUUGUGGGUCUGGAUAUGUUGAUCGGCUUAGAGACCCCCAAACUAAUCGUUCCUACUGAGUUCAAGCCCACGCGUCCCGACCGCGGCUGGCUGGUGAAGCCCUUCGGUAAGAACCCGUGGUGGUGGUACCUCCUCAGCUCCGUUCCCGCGCUCCUCGUCACCAUCCUCAUCUUCAUGGACCAGCAGAUCAGCGCCGUCAUCGUCAACCGCAAAGAGAACAAGCUGAAGAAGGGUUGCGGGUACCACCUGGACCUGUUCUGGGUGGGGGUCCUGAUGGCCGUGUGCUCCUUCAUGGGUCUGCCCUGGUACGUAGCCGCCACCGUCAUCUCCAUCGCUCACAUCGACUCCCUGAAGAUGGAGAGCGAGUCCAGCGCCCCCGGAGAGCAGCCGCAGUUCCUCGGGGUCCGGGAGCAGCGGCUGACGGGCAUCCUGGUGUUUGUUCUAACGGGACUUUCCAUCUUUCUGGCUCCGGUUCUGCAGUACAUCCCGAUGCCCGUCCUGUACGGGGUGUUCCUCUACAUGGGCGUGGCCUCGCUGAGCGGCAUCCAGUUCUGGGAGCGCAUCAAGCUCUACCUCAUGCCCCCCAAGCACCAGCCGGACUUCUCCUUCCUGCGCCACGUCCCCCUGAGGAGAGUCCACCUCUUCACGCUGGUCCAGAUCGUCUGUCUGGCGGUCCUCUGGAUCCUCAAGUCCACCUUCCUGGCCAUCAUCUUCCCCGUGAUGAUCCUGGGUCUGCUGGUCGUGAGGAAGCUGCUGGAUUUCAUGUUCUCGCAGCACGACCUGGCCUGGCUGGACGACAUCCUGCCGGAGAAAGACAAGAAGAAGAAGGAGGACGACAAGACGAAGAAGAAGGAGAAGAAGAAGGCGGCGGAGCCCGAGAGCGACGAGGAGCCCGAUAGCUCCGCCCCCCCUCCAGUGAAGAUUCCCAUGGAGGCCCUGGAGCCCCUCCCCCUCCACGUUAGCCCUCCCACCCACAACCAAACCUCUGAUUGUGAACCAGAGACAGAACCACAUAGUCAGAACCACAGCAGGCCCAAGACCUGGUCCCUGGAAGACCAGAGACAGGAACCUCGUAGUCAGAACCACAGCAGGCCCAAGACCUGGUCCCUGGAAGACCAGAGACAGGAACCUCGUAGUCAGAACCACAGCAGGCCCAAGACCUGGUCCCUGGAAGACCAGAGACAGGAACCUCGUAGUCAGAACCACAGCAGGCCCAAGACCUGGUCCCUGGAAGACCAGAGACAGGAACCUCGUAGUCAGAACCACAGCAGGCCCAAGACCUGGUCCCUGGAAGACCAGAGACAUGCACCUCGUAGUCAGAACCACAGCAGGCCCAAGACCUGGUCCCUGGAAGACCAGAGACAGGAACCUCGUAGUCAGAACCACAGCAGGCCCAAGACCUGGUCCCUGGAAGACCAGAGACAGGAACCUCGUAGUCAGAACCACAGCAGGCCCAAGACCUGGUCCCUGGAAGACCAGAGACAUGAACCUCGUAGUCAGAACCACAGCAGGCCCAAGACCUGGUCCCUGGAAGACCAGAGACAGGAACCUCGUAGUCAGAACCACAGCAGGCCCAAGACCUGGUCCCUGGAAGACCAGAGACAUGAACCUCGUAGUCAGAACCACAGCAGGCCCAAGACCUGGUCCCUGGAAGACCAGAGACAGGAACCUCGUAGUCAGAACCACAGCAGGCCCAAGACCUGGUCCCUGGAAGACCAGAGACAUGAACCUCGUAGUCAGAACCACAGCAGGCCCAAGACCUGGUCCCUGGAAGACCAGAGACAUGCACCUCGUAGUCAGAACCACAGCAGGCCCAAGACCUGGGCCCUGGAAGACCAGAGACAGGAACCUCGUAGUCAGAACCACAGCAGGCCCAAGACCUGGUCCCUGGAAGACCAGAGACAGGAACCUCGUAGUCAGAACCACAGCAGGCCCAAGACCUGGUCCCUGGAAGACCAGAGACAUGAACCUCGUAGUCAGAACCACAGCAGGCCCAAGACCUGGUCCCUGGAAGACCAGAGACAGGAACCUCGUAGUCAGAACCACAGCAGGCCCAAGACCUGGUCCCUGGAAGACCAGAGACAUGAACCUCGUAGUCAGAACCACAGCAGGCCCAAGACCUGGUCCCUGGAAGACCAGAGACAUGAACCUCGUAGUCAGAACCACAGCAGGCCCAAGACCUGGUCCCUGGAAGACCAGAGACAGGAACCUCGUAGUCAGAACCACAGCAGGCCCAAGACCUGGUCCCUGGAAGACCAGAGACAGGAACCUCGUAGUCAGAACCACAGCAGGCCCAAGACCUGCGUCACGCUGCACCUGAGGAUCUCCUGCCCCGAGUCCCCAGAACCCUCGCGCACCUCCAGCCUCGCCCCCGUUCCACAGGUGAGCAUCCGGGUGGACUCGGACUUCGAGGAUCCGGACUUCUUCUCACAGCUUCAGGGCCCUCGAGACCUCCAGGACCUUCGGGACCUCCAGGACCUCCAGGACCUUCGGGACCUCCAGGACCUCCAGGACCUUCGGGACCGGAGACCUGCGGGAGGAAAGAACAAAGACUUCAAGAAACGCCGCGCUCACUUUGGUGACUCAGAGACCAUGCUGUAG